GGUAAAUGGGUUCGCGAAUUGGCAGAAUUGAAUUUUAAUAUUUAAUUGAACCGUACCUGUAUUAUAAUCAGUUAUUAUUUACACUCGAUUACGGCUGGUCGCGUCGUGGAGAGCGAUUCUAGUGCUCGCAGCGGCAUCGCAAACGGCGAUGACAGGUGCUGUUAUGCAGUUUGUGUUCUAGUUGCGUGAGAUGGAACUCAGACUGGGAAAAAAGUGGAUUUUUCCGCUUCUGAUGCUGGUGCCUUUUCUGGACAUCGUGAGCGCACAGAACCGGAUCAGUCGGCAGAGAGGUAACAUUUUGAAAAAUUUAACUGGAACGCAUGAAUACGACAAUCACAUCGUCACAAGCCAGCUGGAUGCGUCCACGGGAAUUCGAAUGUUCUAUCGGGGCUUUCGAGAGGUCUACAAUCGGCUGUUGGGUCCCACCGGAGGUCGACUGCAGGGUGCAUUCCUACAGCAGCACGUGAUGCCGAACGUUCCUUUCCCGUGCGACAUCAGAGGAAUGCGCAGCAGUGAAGUGCCGACCAGCGUUCACCGGUUGCGACCCGGUGACAUCGACAUAAUCUCCGCCGUGGGAGACUCUUUAACAAGCGCGACUGCCGCCAAUUCCGUUGCCCUGUGGGAACUGCUAAUUGAAAACCGGGGCCUUGCCUGGUGUAUCGGUGGGCAGGGCAACUGGAGGACGCACCUCACGCUGCCGAACAUAUUGAAAGAGUUCAAUCCGAAACUUUUUGGCUAUUCCUUGUUCGACUCGUACAAUGUUCAUCACACUGCUCAGUUCAAUGUGGCCGAGAACAUUGCCACAACAACCGACAUGCCGUAUAAUGCAGCAAAACUGGUGGACCGAAUGAAACUUGACCCAAGAGUCAAGUGGGAAAAGCAUUGGAAGCUGCUCACGUUCAUGAUCGGUGGAAACGAUUUCUGCUCGGAUGUUUGUUAUCAAACCAAUGCCACCGAGUGGAUAAACGAGGUACAAGAAAAGUAUCUCAUCAAAACGCUGCUCUAUUUAAGACACAAUAUGCCAAGAACCAUCGUCAAUCUCGUCCCAACACCGCUCAUCAGUCUAUCUUUCUCCAUGGAUAAAGCCCAACAUCUUCCCUUUUCCUGUUAUCUCUCGCGACCAAUUGAAUGUUCCUGUCUGUUUGGUCCCAAAUAUUCCAACCAAAGAGAUCUCUAUCGACAGUUGGAGCGCAAUUUUGCCAAAAUCAUGGAACGGAUCAGUUAUCUACCGGACUUCCACAGUGACGAUUUCACUGUCGUGUAUCAACCAUUCUUCAAGGAAGCCAGCGUGUUCUAUCAGCGUGAUGGUAAAGCGGAUAUGUCCAUCAUGUCGGUGGACUGCGUCCACCUGAGCCAGAAGGGACAUGCGCUGUCGGCGAAUGGACUGUGGAACAACAUGAUGGAGCCAACGGCGGGCAAGACUGUUGGGUUUAAGCGACUUUUCGAAGAGUUCAAAUGUCCGACGGCUUCGAAUCCUUACAUUAGGACUUACUUCAAUAGUUGAUGAAAUGUGAUAGAAUACAGUAGUAAAGAUUGUUAUUUUAAUUUUUAAUUUUUUGGUAACAACAUUUUUUCGUUUAUUUUAACAAUUGUUUGAUCGGGAUGAAAACACAUGAUACUUUGAAUAAAUUAACUCAAUAUUUUCGUUGA
Molecule: messenger RNA, 1650 nt
Organism: Armigeres subalbatus
Lineage: Eukaryota; Metazoa; Arthropoda; Insecta; Diptera; Culicidae
Product: phospholipase B1, membrane-associated-like
Exons: 5
Coding region: 191-1504 (437 amino acids)
Biological process (GO): phospholipid metabolic process
Molecular function (GO): glycerophospholipase activity
Source: RefSeq, a predicted model, not a curated record